AUGAGAUGGCCGCCAUGGAGUUCCGAGUCGACCAAUGACGAAAAACAAUCAAUCUGGAGCUCCUCCGCAAACAACCCAAGCUCCGUCCUAGACUGGCGAGCCUUCCUCGAACCAAGAACCCUAGUCCCAACCCUCCUCCUAACAAGCGGUAUCCUGAUCUCCGUGCGCAUCCACCGAACCUACCUACGCCGCAUACCAGACGCGCCUAGCAUCUCGCCUUCGUUCCUCCGUCGCCGUAGCGUCUUCGGUCAGGUUACUAGCGUCGGCGAUGGCGAUAACUUUCGCAUCUUCCAUACCCCCGGUGGCCGACUUGCUGGUUGGGGAUGGGUACCCUGGAAGAAGGUUCCUACUGCUAAGAAGGAUUUGAAAGAUAAUACUAUCCACAUCCGUCUCGCUGGCAUAGACGCCCCCGAACUCGCCCACUUCGGCCGCCCCGAACAACCCUUCGCGCGCGACGCCCACGCCUGGCUAACACGCUACCUAACCAACAGGCGCGUACGCGCCCUCGUCCACCGACAAGACCAGUACUCGCGCGUUGUAGCGAGCGUAUUCGUGCGACGGGCGUUCGAUUUCCCGCCUUUCCGACGGAGGGACGUUUCUUACGAAAUGCUGAGGAAGGGUCUGGCGACUGUAUACGAGGCGAAGAUAGGGUCUGAGUUUGGUGGGGAGAAGAUGGAGAAGAAGUAUCGGAGGGCUGAGUGGUGGGCUAAGAAGAGGGCUAAGGGGCUUUGGAAAGAUUAUCGUGCUGUUGGGGGGAAUUGGGAGAGUCCUAGGGAAUAUAAGAAUCGCAUGGGGAUGGGGGAUUCGGUGUUGGUUGAGAAGGGGAAGAAGUCGUGA
Molecule: messenger RNA, 837 nt
Organism: Penicillium arizonense
Lineage: Eukaryota; Fungi; Ascomycota; Eurotiomycetes; Eurotiales; Aspergillaceae
Product: thermonuclease family protein
Exons: 2
Coding region: 1-837 (278 amino acids)
Cellular component (GO): cytoplasm; mitochondrion
Source: RefSeq, a predicted model, not a curated record